This is a messenger RNA of Sitodiplosis mosellana (orange wheat blossom midge), 5461 nucleotides long. RefSeq names its product putative mediator of RNA polymerase II transcription subunit 14. Bases 283 to 1710 code for a protein of 475 amino acids. The transcript has 2 exons. Lineage: Eukaryota; Metazoa; Arthropoda; Insecta; Diptera; Cecidomyiidae. The record is from RefSeq and is a predicted model, not a curated record.
GGCAUUUUGGAAAUAGUUGGAUUAAUUGCGGCUUUGACAAUAAUUUUCAUUAUCGCUACGUACGUGUGCAUCAAAUAUUUUAAGAAAAAACAACCAGAGGAACCGACAGUAGUUUUUCAACGAAUGGAAGCGGGAGAUAUUCAACACGGGCAAGACGAGAUUCAAGACGGACAAGUCAAUUGAGGAAGGUCAGCGACGAACCAACUAAAGCAACGAAAGCGAACGUAAAUUAUUCAAAUUUUUUUUUUUUUUUAACGAGUCUAUCAACUAGCUAUCAGUGAUAUGAGUUAUGACGCAAAUGUGUACAAAAUACUGAAAGAUAAAUUCAACGAAGAAUGGAGAAAAAUAGAGCCGUACAGGAGAAGAGCUUUGACGCGUGAUGAUAAAUUGAGGCAGUCCUACAAAACGAACAUUAUUGUUUUAUACAACGCGGCAACGUGCUAUUUGAAGACUGCUGAACGGAGCGCAAAAAAUGAAAAAGACAGAAAAGCGUAUCGCUCCGAACAGGCAAAUGCAUUAUCGAAAUUAACUGAAGCAUUUAAAUUAUUGAAAUUAACGUACAAUUUUUCUCAAAGUUUAUUCGCAGAAAUAGCAAUCGAGGACGUGAUUGAAAACUCUGUUCCGGUUGAUACAAUUCAACACAAUUCUAAUACCGUAUCUGAUUCAGGUGAGGGGAAAUCUGACGAUUUGUUUGAAGAUAGUGAAAAAGUUGAGUCUUCUGUUAAUACUGCUUCUACUACUGGUACAGCCGACACCGCUGUUGUCGAAGACCAGCUUCAACGCCCACUUGGGGCAGCUGGUGUAGGUUUAGUUACGGAUAAUUUUAACGAAACAGAAAACACAAUGGUUCUAGAGAAAGCGGCAUAUCUGUCUCUUAUGGCAGCUCACAUAAGAAAGAAUUAUAAUGGUGACCCCAAUGCGCUUCAACCAUUCUUAGCCACAAUUGAUUUGCUAAAAGAUUUGGCUGAAGAUUCGCGUGAAUUGUUGACAUCGUUAAAAAAGUUUGUGUUGGCUAAGUUGGAGGGCAUAGCGUGUGAAAUUGUCCCAACUAAUCCAAAUUCAAUUGAUGAUAUAGUUGACGCACUCAAAUCAAAAAUUAAAUGCGAAUCUAGUGAUGUUAUUGAGGGUAGAAUGAUGACUUUACGAGCUGAUCGUAGUAAUCUUCAUGAAUUUUCAACGAAAGUGGAGGAGCUGGCGGAUGCGUUCCGCAGAGCCCUCGUGAAAGAAAGUAUCCCUCUGGAAAAAGCUGAGGAAAUGACAGUCAAGAAAACGGUGCAGUUGUGUCGUGCGAAUACGAACAAUGUUACGGUUAAAUCAGUUUUGACCUCAUGCAAAUUCGACAAUCCGAAGGAAGUUGUUGCCAAGUUUAUCGUUGAGUCAAACACAACAAGACAAGAGGCCCAAGUUCUCGCGUUUCGUAGUCAGAAUCGACGUGGUCGACGAGAUGGUAAUUGGAGAGGUGAUCAUCGAAACGGCAAUCGAAACGACAAUGGUCGUGAUCGUAACCAGAAUAAUCGAAAUCGAGAUUCGUACAAUCGUAAUCAAAAUCGUGGACGUUACCAAAAUGACAACAAUGCAAAUCGCAACAACAAUAAUCAAAAUAAUGGUGAUCGUCGUCAAAACAACAACAACAACAACCGCGGUCGAAACGUCAGACAUGUGGAAAACGCAACGGCCUCCCAGCGCACCAUGGGAGAGGCCGACGAUUAGAAAAGAAAAUUCACGCUUUGAACCUAAACUAUUCCGAUUUCAUAAUACUAGCCACGUCAAUUACAAAGAAUGAAAAUGUAUUUUUGGUCGACACCGAGUCAGACAUUUCUAUUUUAAAAGAAAAAUUUGUCUGCGAUUUAAGUGAAAUAGAUAGCGACGAUAUUAUUGACAUCAGAGGGGUGACUGAUGGUUUAAUAGAAUCCCUUGGCACACUUGAGGCCGACAUAAUACACAAUGACACACACAUUCCUCAAAUUUUCCACAUCGUUCCCAAUAGUUUUAACAUCGGUGCGGAUGGCAUUAUUGGAAAAGAUUUCUUAAAAUAUCAUCGGUGCACCAUCAGCUAUGACUCUAUGACACUCACAUUUACCCAUGAUGGUGAAGAUAUUGAAAUUCCACUACAAAGUGGUCCCGAUUCAGAUACUAUUAUGAUACCACCUAGGUGUGAAGUUGUUAGAGAAAUAAAAUUGAAAGAAUGUGAUGGAGAAACGCGACUAGUGAAUUCUCAGCAAUUGGUAGAUGGAGUAAUGUUAGCGAGAACGAUCGUUAAUACAAAAAAUCCACUAGUUAGAAUGAUAAAUACAACUUCUAAGGUGCAAAUUCUAAAGCUGAAUGAAUUUGAAACGGAAAGUUUAGAUGAUUAUAUCCCGUAUACAGCGGAUGAAAUAAAAAGAAACAAAGAAAGAACAAGUACAUUAUUGACUGAAAUUGCCAAAAAUACACCUGAGCACUACCGAGCUAAAAUUUUACCAUUAUGCAAAGAAUUCGAUGAUAUUUUUUCUCUCAAAACGGAUACGAUGACCGUAAAUAAUUUUUAUAAACAGAAAUUCAAAAUGAAAGACGAUACUCCUGUUUAUGUUAAAAACUAUCGAUUACCAUUCAGUCAGAGGGAGGAAAUUGAGACACAAGUGGAAAAAUUGGUAAAAAACGACCUAAUUGAGCCAAGCGCGGCUGAAUAUAAUAGCCCUGUUCUCCUUGUGCCAAAGAAGUCUACGAGUGGAAAGAAGGAAUAUAGACUUUGUAUCGAUUAUCGUCUGGUAAACAAGAAAUUGGUCGCCGAUAAAUAUCCGUUACCUCGUAUUGAGGAUAUUUUGGACAGCCUCGGUAGGGCAAGACAUUUUAGUGUAGUAGAUUUAUUCUCGGGAUUCCAUCAAAUUCCGAUUUCGGAAGAAUCUCGAGAUCUCACGAGUUUUUCAACCUCAAAGGGCAGUUUUCGCUGGAAAGUUGUUCCAUUUGGGCUGAAUGUAAGUCCCAAUUCAUUCGCAAGAAUGAUGAAUAUUGCCUUUAGCGGUAUUCCGGCGGGGACCGCUUUCCUUUACAUUGACGACAUAAUAGUGAUUGGUUGCUCCGAAUCACACCAUUUAAAAAACCUACACAAAGUAUUUGAGACAUUGAGAAAAUAUAAUCUGAAACUUAACCCAUAUAAGUGUAGUUUUUUCAGAAGGGAAGUAGUCUUUCUGGGGCAUAGGUGCACAGAAAAUGGCAUCCUACCUGAUAGCUCGAAACUUACAACAAUGCACGAUUAUCCUGAACCGAACGACAAAGAAGCAGUCAAACGGUUCGUGGCGUUCGCAAAUUUCUACCGUAAAUUUAUAAAGAAUUUUGCCAUUUUGGCCCAACCUCUUAAUCAUUUAACAAAAAAGUCGACAGUUUUUCGCUGGGGCAAAGAAAGUAAAGAAGCCUUCACGGCAAUCAAAGAAGCACUAGUUUCACCAACUUUAUUAGCUUACCCAGAUUUUUCAAAGGAUUUCAUCCUAACGGUAGAUGCAUGCAUCAAGGGAUGUGGUGCAGUUCUUAGUCAAAUUCAAGACGACGGGACAGAGAGACCAAUAAGUUUCGCUUCGCGAGCAUUCAACAAAUCAGAAAGAAACAAGCCCAUCAUCGAACUUGAACUCCUGGCUAUUUUUUAUGCUAUAAUGUAUUACAAGCCUUAUGUGUAUGGAAACCAAUUCCUAGUGCGCACAGACCAUAAGCCUUUGAUAUACCUUUUUAGUUUGAAAAAUCCGUCUCAAAGAUUGCUUCGUAUUAGACUCGAACUCGAAGAAUAUAAAUUUGAUGUUGAAUACAUCAAAGGAAGCCAAAAUGUAGUGGCCGAUGCACUAAGUAGGAUUUCUUUCGACGAAAUCAAAGACAGCAACCAAAAUAUUGCUCAAAUAAAAGUAACAACGAGGUCAAUGUCACGAAAAAAUGAAACAAAAAUGAGUCAUCAAAACCAAGAACAAGUCACAAAUGAAGUAAACAGCCUCAGUGUGUAUGAGGAUAACAACGCUACUACCAACCGCAAAAUUACGACAAUCAUCGUAAAGCAUAAUGCCCUCGAAGCGCGCGUGAAUAAAAGAAUAAUAUUCAAUUUCAAACUGUCAGACAUGAUUUCAUCGAAGCAAAUUUCGCUAGGGAAAUUCUUCGCAUUAUUGCAAGUGAAAGCAAUGGAAACUAAUGUAGACACACUCUAUUUACCAUUGAACAGCCCAAUUUUUACCCUAUGUAGAAUUGAAGAGUUCAAAAGAGUCGGGCAAAACAUUUUGAAUGCAUGCACAAUUAUUUUACGAAAUCCCACUAUUAAAAUACUCGAUGAUGAGAAAAAAUCGGAAAUAAUGAAUCGGUAUCACUCUGACAAAAUCGUGGGUGGACAUUGUGGUAGAAAUCGCCUUUUUGCGAAAAUACGUUCAAAAUACUUUUGGAAGGGCAUGUCUAAGGAUAUCGCCGAAUUCGUCAAGAAAUGUCCUAAUUGUCAGUUGUCGAAAAUCAAUACACACACCAAAGAGCCAAUGAAAAUCACUCCAACGCCACAAAAAGCUUUUGAUGUGGUGAUCAUAGACACCAUCGGUCCUUUACAAAAAUCUAUAUAUGGCAACCAAUAUGCCGUGACUGUCAUUUGUGAUUUGACGAAAUAUUUGACAAUUAUCCCAGUACCAAACAAGGAAGCGAAGACUGUAGCAAGGGCCAUUUUCGAACAUUUCGUUUUGAUUUACAGUACCAUGAAAUCGAUCAGAACAGAUUUAGGCACAGAGUACAAAAAUCAAACGUUUGCUGAAUUGUCAAAACUUUUGGAAUUUGAACAUAAUUUUAGCACUCCCUAUCAUCAUCAAACGGUGGGAACGGUAGAAAGAAACCACAGAGUUUUUAAUGCACAUCUUCGUUGUUAUUUAAAUGAAAAUUUCGAUAAUUGGGAUAUUUACGCUAAAUAUUUCCAAUUUUGCUACAAUACCACGCCAAAUUCUUCUUUAAAACACAAGUUCACGCCUUUUGAAUUAGUUUUUGCUAGGGAGGCCAACAUGCCUGAUGAUAAAUUCGAAUCGAUAGAACCAGUGUACAACGUAGAAAAUUAUGUAAACGAGCUAAAAUUUCGAAUUCAAAGAACAAAUAAGAUGGCAAGAGAGAUGCUCGUCAAGUAUAAGGAAAGAAUGAAAGAAUUGUACGAUAGGGAUACGACAGAGAUAGAGAUAGGGAUAGGAGAGAAAAUAAAAAUAAGGAAUGAGGCUGGUCACAAGUUAGCAAAUAUGUACAAAGGCCCAUUCACUGUCGUAAAUGUAGAUGGCGAGAACGUAACUGCCAUUGAUUUGAAUAAGAAAAGUACUACGGUACAUAAAAAUAGAAUUAAGAAAUUUUUCGAUUAAUUUGCAUUUUUGAACAUGUCAAAUUUCAUCUUUUUAAAUUUUUUCUAAUUGCAUUUCUAAACAUGCUUAUAAUUUUUUUUUAAAAAUUUUUGUUCCCUUAUUUCAAAUUGCAUUUCUAAACAUGCUUAUAAUUU